CUGCUUCUUCUGCGCUUGUAUGAGCUCCAGCUUCCUGGCGCGCUCCCGCUCAGCACAGCGGUUUUUAUUAGAGACGCUUGUGAUCUGGGCGGGUUCCUCCUGUCCAAGCUGUCCAUGGACGGGCUCGUUGGGGUCCUCAGCCGCCUCAGCUUCGCUAGGCGGCUCCAGCUGCUCAGGAUCCUCCGCUUCGUCCCCUGCUUCCAACGGCGUCGCAGGACUGGGGGAAUGGGCGACUUGUCGGAGGCGCUUGAACGGCCGCGCUAAGCUGGACGCAGCAGCACGCUUUGUCGACGGUGGUGGGGAAUCGCGGGGCUGCUGCGCUGAAGGGGGUUCCUGCUAGAAGUCAUCGCUUGGGCUGCUGGCAAGAUCCUGCGCUGCAGAGACCAGCUGGGCCCAAGCAUUGGCAGGCAGCGCGUCCUUGGCGAGCGUCUCCUUCAGCAGCCAGAUCGCCGACAGGACAGAGUGGGCAACCAAGACAGGCUUGCAGACACUCGUCUUGUUUAGAAUCAGCCAGCCUGCGCUGUGCGGGCGGAAUAGAGCAUCACGCUGCGAGUCUGAGACAGUCGCCUUGCUCCAAAACAGCUUUUAGUAGUCCAGGUUCAGCGGGUUGUAUGCGAGCCUGUGGGCAAAGCUCGACUCGCUGGCUAGCGGGAAGCUCCGGGGCCCGCCAUCGAAUUGCUCAGCGGCAUCUUCCAGCGCGGA
Molecule: messenger RNA, 702 nt
Organism: Didymella exigua CBS 183.55
Lineage: Eukaryota; Fungi; Ascomycota; Dothideomycetes; Pleosporales; Didymellaceae
Exons: 1
Coding region: 20-340 (106 amino acids)
Source: RefSeq, a predicted model, not a curated record